AAGCAAACAAGACUAAAAAACAAGAAAUAAGAAAAUGUCUUUCGGCUAUGAAUAUCUAUUCUUUCUGUCAUUUCCCCUCCUGAUCAUAACAUUCGUUUGGUUUUUGUGGUCUGAAGGAAGUGCUGAUACUGUCGAUGUUGGUGUAGACGGACGCAUAGCGAACUCGAGUGAUGAUGUAAUAUUAGAAAUUGAGGAAUAUUCCGAUAGUGAAGAUGACAGUGAUGAAGUUCAUGAAGAAUUUUAUGUCGAAGACGAUGGCGUAUUUCUUAACGCCGCUAAUCCAGCAGAAUUUGAACUGCCCGAGUUGCAGUUCCAGCAGGGGCAAAAUGAAGGCCCUCUUCGGCUACAUAAAUUGACGCGGAGGCAGGGUUGUGUGCUGCCAAUUUUUCAUAAUCAUCAAGUUUUUGUUGGGGGCCAACUGAGUGCGAUUAUCUCCGCUGUGUUGCUCCAUAACUUUUUCAUCAAGCUGUAAUUCCAUACACAUGUUGUUUUUUCUCGAAUACUGAAUUUUUGAAAUUUUUAUCUGAAUAUUUGCCACUAAAUCUUUUACAGAGUUUUUAUGAGUUUUUAGUUAAAUUUUUUUAAAUAACUUAAAUUUUUAUCAAGAAUGUGUUAUACAUUAAAAAGUGGAAAUUAUUAUUAAAAAAUUUUUUGAAAAAAUGUGUAUUAUAAAAAAUAAUUUGAAAAAUAAGUUUAGUUUUCGAAAAAAAAUUCGGAACCAAAAUUUUUUAAAUUAAAUGAAAUUAUUUUGAAAGUUUGUUAUAUAUUUAAAAGCUUUGAUUUUUUUU
This is a messenger RNA of Zeugodacus cucurbitae (melon fly), 788 nucleotides long. RefSeq lists its product as uncharacterized. NCBI's taxonomy places the organism in Eukaryota, Metazoa, Arthropoda, Insecta, Diptera, Tephritidae. The record is from RefSeq and is a predicted model, not a curated record. The coding region runs from base 35 to 472 and encodes 145 amino acids. The transcript has 2 exons.